Esox lucius (northern pike) is the source of this 4835-nucleotide messenger RNA. Its product is annotated as trafficking protein particle complex subunit 10. NCBI's taxonomy places the organism in Eukaryota, Metazoa, Chordata, Actinopteri, Esociformes, Esocidae. Gene Ontology annotation, cellular component: TRAPPII protein complex. The record is from RefSeq and is a predicted model, not a curated record. The transcript is spliced from 23 exons. Gene Ontology annotation, biological process: early endosome to Golgi transport; intra-Golgi vesicle-mediated transport. Bases 145 to 3966 code for a protein of 1273 amino acids.
CGCUCAGCCUAACGUACGUAGUGGAGUAAGGUGCUGACAGCACUCAGCCCCAUGGAGACACCACGACGGACUACCUGACUGCAUAAGCGCAAAUGACAGCCCAGACUUCAACAAAUGUGGGCUUUCCACUGACUGUCGGAAUCCAUGGAGCCUCAAGAGGAAAAGCCGAUUAUUUACACAAUGGAGAACAAGCCAAUUGUGACAUGUGCUGGGGACCAGGCUUUGUUCAGCUCUCUUUACACCCCGCUGGCCCAGCAACUUCCCAGGGAACCAGUGGAGUGGAGGAGGUCAUACGGUCGGGCACCGAAGACAAUCCACCUAGAGGCCAACUUUAUCCAGUUCAAAGAGGAGUUCCUACCCAAAGAGGGAAACAAAGCUCUCCUCACCUUCCCUUUCCUCCAUAUAUACUGGACGGACUGUUGUGACACAGGGGUGUACAAGGCACACGUCAGAGAUGACAUCAUGAGAUGGCACGGCACCCUUCGUCUCCAUGGGUCGGCUGACUGGGUCAUCAUUGUUGCGGAGACGAGCAACGCCAAGAAGAAGAGCAAGACCAACAUCCUGCCUCGCUCAACAUUAGUGGACAGGAUCCGCAACGACUUCUGUAACAAACAGAAUGACCGGUGUGUGGUACUGUUGGAUCCUCUGAAGGACUCUUCCAGGUCUCGGGAGUCAUGGGGUGCCUUACUGCUGAAACUGAGGACUUUACUCCUCAAGUCGUUCACUCAGAACCUGGGACGCUUCGAGGACGACAUGCGCAAACUCCGCGAGAAACGUAAUCUACCCGGCUGGAGCUUCUGUGAAUACUUCAUGGUACAGGAGGAGCUGGCAUUUGUGUUUGAGAUGCUGCAGCAGUUUGAAGACGCCCUGGUCCAGUAUGACGAGCUUGAUGCUCUCUUUACCCAGUAUGUCCUCAACUACGGAGCUGGAGAUGGGGCCAACUGGCUGGGUCCCUUCUGCUCCCCGGUGAACAGCUGGACCGGGCUGCUCUUGCGGCGGCCCAUAGACAUGGAGAGCAGGGCCGCGAUCCGGCGCGGCGAGGCCAGCCUCCUGGAGCUCCGCAGCUACCUGUUCUGUCGCCAGUGUACCCUGCUCAUAUUCCUCGGGAGGCCCUGGGAGGUCACCCAGCGCGCCCUGGAACUGAUGCACAGCUGUGUUCAGGAGCUAUGCCUCCUGGAGGUGCCUGUUGUGGAGGGAGCACUAGACUGCUGGGUGUUCAUGAGCUGCCUGGAGGUUCUGCACCGUAUAGAAGGCUGCUGUGACCUGGCCCAGCUAGAGGCAAACAGGUCCCACACUGUAGGGCUGUGGGCCUAUGCUACGGACAAGCUGAAGUCCCUGGGCUAUUUGUGUGGUCUGGUGUCAGAAAAUGGGCCACAGUCUGAAGAGCUGAACAGAACCGUGGACCUGCUGGCUGGACUGGGCGAUGAGAAGCCUGAGACUGUCCACAGCUUGCAGAGCCCAUAUAAAAAACUGAAGCAGGCCCUGUCUUCUGUGGAGGCGUUUGAGAGACACUAUCUUGAGCUGUGCCAUGCUGCGGAAGAGAUGUACAGGGCCAUUGGCAGGAUGAGGUCGGCCUGGCUGGUUGGGAAGAGCCUUGCAGAGUUCUACCUGAGAAAGGGCGACCCUGGACGGGCGGAGGUCUUCUUGCAGGAUGCUCUGAGGUCUUACCUGUCAGAGGGGUGGAGUCUGCUUGUUACUCACACCAGGAAGCAGAUGGCUGAGUGUCAGAAACGGAUGGGCAGGACAGAGGACUACCUGCAGACAAGUGUCUUGUUGGCAAGUGAUGCCAAUCUCACCAUAGAGGAAAGGAAGCACUUCUGUCAGGAAAUUCUGAUCUUUGCCAAUCGAUCAACUGACAUCAAGGCUCCCUCUGCCUGUUAUCCCUCUACAGUCCAGAAGGUGGCGAUCAGUAUGAACGCAUUUGCCCAGCUCAUGCAGGUGCAGUUCCGCCCGUCAACAGCCGUAGUGCACUCUGGCGCCGCCCUGCAGGUGGAGUUGCAUCUGCGCAGCCUGAUGCCUGUGGCCGUGCACCUGGAGCAGCUGGCUGUCAGCGUCCACUUCAGCCUGAAGCAGGGAGGCACCGACGGGAAGGCCAGGGAGACUCAGAGUCGGCCAGGGACAGUGCUCUUCCCCCUGGGUAACUCGUCAGUGAUUCCCCCCUCCUGGGCUGUGGCUGGUCCCUCGCUGGUAGAGGUCCAGGACCACAGCCCUUCGGACCCCCGGAUACUCAGCUCGGCCGGCGUGGUGUGUAACAACACGCACCUCGUCAUGCGCCACAAUGACAGUGGCCCGUCGACAGACAUGCCCAGCCGCGUCAGCCCAGUUCACGUCGCUGUGGACAACGGAGUGCAGAUGCUGAAGACCCGGGAUGUCACUCUGUUGCCGGGAAACAACAGCAUUGCCUUCAGCGCUCCAAGUCAGGAGCCGGGAACCUACAAGUUGUGUCAGCUGUGUGCCACUGUGGGUCACAUCCAGUUGGUCCUGCCUCACAUCUCCCCUCUGGUCCAGUAUGACGUCUACUCCCAGGAUCCUCUGCUCAGCGUGGAGCCCCUAACAGACACGCUGCUUGCAGGCCUCCCACAGAGGGCAAAGGUCAGGCUGGAGACAGGCCACUACACUGUAAAGAAAGGAGACGCCCUGCAACUGUCUAACAUCGACACCAUGCCCAUCCUCACCGCCCCGUCCUCCUGCUUUUCUGCUGCCAUCCUCGACAGUACUGAAGAACUUGUGGGGCAGUGUCUUCUGUCCAUCCAUUCUUCUGAGAAGGUGACCAGGAUCUCUUUGCCUCCCACGCCUUCGCACCACGUCCUGGAGUUCCAGCUGGAGAUGCUGUGUGUCAUCCCGCUUGGCUGUGACCCGCCUGAGGACCUCGGCCUCAACGAAGGGGCCCGCCACCGACUUCGGCGCUCCAGCCAUCCCAAUGAACCCAUGGCCAUUAUCACCCAGAGGAUGUCCGUGGACUGUCCCUGGUCCAUCUACACCACUCCUAUAUUCCUGACCUUCCACAUCCCCUUUAAGGCCAGACACCAACUUCUGUCUGCCGGUAAGAGGAAGUACAUUCAGGUUUGUCUCCAGAAUGUGUCAGGGGUGAACUUUCGGUUAACGGACCUGAGGCUUACAGAAACACAACAGGGACCCUCUCUGAAGCUGCAGUCCCUCAACGCCAAAACACAACAGUUGGUGUGCAGUCAGCAGAGUGUAUACUGUGUGUGGGAUGUGGGGUGGAAGGAAGACAAGCCAGCCUGUCUACAAUGUGUGUUCUCUGCCAACUUUGCUCCUGCCUCUGAGAAGGACCCAGCCUUCCAUCCUUUUAACUAUGAGUUUCAACUGGAGAGAGUGAUGACGCUGUAUACAAUGAGAGCAGAGAUCCUGCCUGCAGCUGGUGAGCAGCACUGUCGCUCUGGUGUCCUCUGUGGGCUAGAGAUGUCUAUAACACGACUAGUUGUCCCUGAUGAUGAUGAGGGAAAGGCCGAUGAAGAAGGGCAAACUGAGGAGUUUCCUACCACCAACACCAAGCUAAUGUAUAAAGUGACGGACAGCAGCGGUAGCUGGGCCGUGUGCGGGCGGAGCUCUGGGCUGGUGUCCAUGCCAGCCGAUGCUAAUGCCAACCAUCGGGUACAGGUUGAGUUGAUGCCCCUGUUCUCCGGGCACCUACCCUUCCCCAACGUCAAUGUGUUCCAGUACUUGCCCAACAGUGCCUCCUCCGGCCAGCCUCUUACAAACAGCUGUGUAGAGAACAACGCCCUCCCCCUGCCGGUUCUGCUGGAUGACCAAGUGGACGCGGCCAGCGUGCCCCGUCUGGGGAGUGUCCGUCGCACCGCCACUGGGGAGCAGCGGUCUGGGGGUCUCCACAUGCCCCGCCUGGAGCCGUUCAGGCCGGGACAGGUCUUCAACCACAGCCAGGGACGGCAGGUCCUGGUGCUGCCUUCCGUGGACCAACACGUCCUGGAGAUGAACGCAACGUGACCCUGGUGGUUGGUCAGCCCCCUUCUACUACCACCACCUCAUCUGCAUGGACUGGGUUGGCUUGUCCUAGGCCAAGAUGGGGCUCCACUGGUCUGGAGCUUUAGUUGUUUUAUACCCAGACUACGAACUCUGUUUUAAACCCAGACUACAAACAAUUUUUUUAAACCCAGACUGUUUUAAAGACUUCGUACUCAGCUCUGCUAGCUGGGCUAGUACUGGGCCUGGAAGUGAAACAUGAGCUACACCCACCACAAUCAGUCUUUAUCCAAGCAUUUCCUGCUUCUUCGGACUGUUUGAAUCACUCUAUUGAUCCAUCACUGAGAAAGAGGGCACACGUUGCCAAACUGUGGAGAUAAUGAGGCAGUUCUUGCCCCGCCCCAAAACUCUUUAAAACUCUGAUGUUCAAUCCAAAGCCCUGAGUUGUGUGUUGAUGUGUUUGACUGUGUAUGCUUGUAGACUGAGGGAAACUGUUUUAUACCUCAGCUAUGCACACGUUCCUUUCACCAUUUCUAACCAAACCUCUAAACCAUCUCUGACAUGGUGGGUUAUAUCGCCCUCCAGUGGAUACCAUUUACUCUGCUACAUAAAUCAAUGAAAGGAGUCAGCAGAUUUCUACCUCAUAGGGGGGAAAAUGCUACUGUAUUUAUCAGAUAAAGGAAAUAUAAUGUGUUUAGUUCCUUCGUUUGGUUGAGAUGUUCCAGUAAACCCAUUUUCCAGCAAGCUUUUUUUCUCAAAUUUACAUGAAUAAUUCUUACAUUGUCUGGUUAGUAUCAGAUGUCAAUACAGUGUAGCCCAGAAACACAUUUUUUACAACCCUGUUUCCCAAAAUCUUUAAGAUGCAAAUAAAAACAGAAUGCAAUGAUGUGCAA